Molecule: messenger RNA, 1324 nt
Organism: Danaus plexippus (monarch butterfly)
Lineage: Eukaryota; Metazoa; Arthropoda; Insecta; Lepidoptera; Nymphalidae
Exons: 6
Coding region: 142-1128 (328 amino acids)
Cellular component (GO): nucleus
Molecular function (GO): zinc ion binding
Source: RefSeq, a predicted model, not a curated record
UUUGACACUAGUGUAAAACUGUUUACUAUUUUGAUUUAAAAACAGAGAGUGUUCGCAAAUAUUUUCAAUAUAAUUCUCAAAAGCCCAAGAAAAUACAAAUAUUACUUGGAUAGUAAAAAAAUUAUUACUGUUCUAAAAAACAUGUCGGAGAACGUUUUGUCGAGAUUUAAAGGGCUUUGUCGCUGUUGUCAUUUAGAUGGAAGUUUUAAAUCUCUUAAAGAAUCGUAUGGGUUCAGAGGAAAGAUAGAAAUGUACUGCAACAUGCUUACGGAGACAUUUGGCUUGCAAUUAAGUCCGGAGACACUUGAAGCUGGCUGCAAUAUAUGUGAUGAUUGUGUUGUCAGACUCCGGGAUUCAACCAAAUUUAAGCACCAAGUACAAGCUUGCGAGGAAAAGUUCAACCUGAUUUAUGUGCAGUAUUGUAAAAAUAUUAAAGUGGAAACAGAAAAUGAUUGGGAGAUAUUAAAUGACGAAACGGCGAGUAGAUUAAGUGGGAGCGACCGUGACAGUGAUUUUGAAGCCAGGAAUGAAGUAGAAGUGAAUGAAGUGAAGUCUUUGAGCGAUGGCAGAAUCGAUGAUGAAUUUGUGAAUGAAAAUAGCGAGGGUGAUAUUGAUAUAGUGAAGAACGAAUUUUUAUAUCCCAUUGAUGACAGAACUGUCUGGGAUGUGGGAAAUGGUGAUAAUUUUCAAAAAACUAAAGCAGGCGACGACAUCGUCUCGCCGGGGCCGUCGGCUAUGAAGAAAUCGCGCGAUGGGAUUGUGUUUGAGAAAUGCGUGAACCACAAAAUGUGUGUGACAACAUGUUCGAGGGAAGGUUUUUUAACUUUUGAUACGAAAUCAACUGAUCGUGAGAGUGAAUCGAGUAGUGCCGGUCCACCAGAAAACAGUCAAGUUUUUGGGUCCUCUGGAGUAAGGACUGUAGAAAAAAUGGCAAAGUCUAGGGUUUCAACACGUCGUUGGAGGGAUAAAAAGAAAGGGGUUAGUGGGUCAUCAAAAAAACAGCCGAAGACCGCAGCGCAACGUAUGCGAGAAUACCGACAGAGAAAAAAAAUUGCAAGGGAGGUGCAGCUGAAGCGAAGUGAUCAAGAUAUAGAUGCUGCAGCCAGCACUUCUUCAUCUAGAAGUUAGGCCAGUCCAUCAACAAACCAUGGGUCGCAAGUCCCAGGCACUGUUGAAGCUCCUCUCCCUGCAACAUGGACCCGGCACCCGGACGGUGAAUCCAUGGAAUGCUGAGAGGUUUCGUCUCAUUUGAGCUGUAUGGUCUAAUCUUAAAGACUUUUUUUUUUUGUUUGAGCUACACGAAACAAAAUAGACGUUUGAAUAA